AUGACGUCAUACACAAAUGGCGUUGAGGUCACUGGGAUUGCAAUCCAAACAGAAAGGGAUGGGGCUGGGGACGAACGCCCGACCGACGGCGAAUUUAGUGGUGCAGUAGGUAAGAAUGGUCGCUCUGGAAUCUCCCACCCUUGCAGCACCGGCGAGGAGAAGCUUUUGGCGGGGGAAGGUCAACUGGACUGUCGUGAAGGAGGAUUAUCAGAAGACGUCGGAUGUUGUUCUCAAUCAACUAGGACAGGUUACCCCUCUGAUUUUCGCGAGCCGCCUGUAUCAGCAACAAGAACAAAAUCCGAAGCUAUGAUGAAGCGUGCCGCUGAUCGUAUUCGUGAGCCUUCUCCACCAGUUAGCACUACGUUUGAUGAUUUGGAUCCAUUUUCUCCAAUCAUAACACAAUUCCUUGAGGAAGUUGAUAGAAGUACGGUAGAAAAAUUGAAGAAUACAUCGAAGGGGAAUGAACCGGAUAUCCCAAUGGACGCUGUGCACGAGAUGUCCACCGGAGAAAUAGGAAAGACGAACGUUGCGCAGCCUCCAUGCUAUGACAUGGUAGUGGUACCAGACCCAAACACCACGAUAUUGGAGUCUGCGGAGAUAAAAUAA
Molecule: messenger RNA, 606 nt
Organism: Striga asiatica
Lineage: Eukaryota; Viridiplantae; Streptophyta; Magnoliopsida; Lamiales; Orobanchaceae
Source: the annotation of a GenBank genome assembly